GAAAUCUUCCUCUCCGUUCACUGAGGAGCAGAGCUAAAGAGUAACUCAGGUCAGGAGACAGUUGGUUUAAUCCUGAGUGAGUGAGGGGCGUGGACUCUGUUCAGAGCCAGCUCCUCACUGGUGAGCUUAUUCUUUGAAAGAGUUAAUAGCUACCUGUGGAUGUUGUUUAAAACCCAGGAUUAUAGGUCACGGAUACCAAGUUUGCUGCUUUGUAUUCUCUUAUCUGCCUGGUGUUAAUGUGUACAGCUGAUCAGAACAGGCAGUGUUUCAUUAGAUGCCACUUUAUACUUCUAGCACAAUAUGUUUUUACAUUACUUUAUAUCUGUAGAAAUAUGGUUGCUGUUAAGAUAAGAUAAGAAUUACUUUACUAAUCCCAAACUGAGAAAUGUUUGUGUUGCAGCAGCACAAUACAAUAUACCCCAAUAAAGGGUACACCACUACGGACUAAACAUAUUUGCUAAUGUAGUCCAUAUACAGUAGGUUGUAAAAUGACACAAAAAGCCUUCAUCAUUAUUUUUCUUUAAAUUAGAAUUAAUAUAUUAGCACAAAUAGAAAAAAGUAUUCAUAAAAAUGAAUAUAAAUGAUUAAAGGAGCUGUUUGAGAUUUAGACAACUCUUUAUUUUUAAGUUGAGCUCUAGGUUUUAAUAUGCUCUGAAUCCUCACACUUUAAUACUAAAUGUAUGAAACAGGACCGGAAUUCUUUUUUAUUUUAUUUUAGAGGAACCCAGCAAACUGGUGUCUGUGAUGGGGGGAAAGUGGGGUUAAAGGAAUGUAAGGCUGGAAGGAUGCAGAGAUGCUCUGGUUUUCCUGAAGAGUUAGAUAAAGCAUGCUGGCAGCAAAGAUGGCCAUUAGAGCUGGGUUGAAGAAGUGAAGGGCCGGCUUGAUUGAUAGGCAGGUUUGCUGAUUGCUGAUUCAGGCUAGGGUCAGCCUAGCUAUGUAUCGACAGGUGGUCGAGGUCCAGCCGGAGAGCAGGGUUCAUGUGGAAGGUCAAUGGAGUACUGGCCUGUGUGAGUGCCAUAAAGACGUGGGAGACUGCUGUUUUGCCCUGUGCUGCCUCCCAGUGUUUACCUGCAAGGUGACCAGAGCAGUGGGCGCCUGUGCCUGCCUGCCUCUGCUCGACUGUAUCGGCUGCGUCCCCCCUGCCUCUCUCGCCAUGAGGGCAUCUGUCAGGCAACGAUACGGCAUAAAGGGGAGUGUGUGGAGCGACUGCCUAUACGGAUGCUGCUGCUAUCCGCUGUCUUGGCUCCAGAUCUCCAGAGAGCUGAAGAGAAGAGCAGCGUCCCACGCCUCCUCCUCCUCCUCCUCCUCCUCCUCCUCCUCCUCCUCCUCCUCCUCCUCCGCCUCAGCCAGAUACAGUGCUCUGCGCUGCCUGCAGGGGGCGCACUUGGUCUAGACUUUCUCAGCUACAGCCUGGUCUCCAGGGUACAGGAGUAGAUUUAAUCACACUUCCCCUGAUCUGCAGCCACUCCCUGGUACCUUCACAGAAUUCAGCAGGGACACAAUCUGUCGUGCAGAGAGGAACGUUUAGAAUUUCCCAAGAUAAUAAAACCUUUUUAUUUUUUUUAGUGUGAAGAAGUAAUUGCUGCAUUUUAUUUUGGAAAGCAGAUUCAACUUGUGAUAUAUUGUAAUUUGUUAUCUUGAUCAUGUUGUUUUAUUUCUCACUUAUUAUAUAUUAUAUAAAGAAAGAACAUUUACUCAAGCACCCCACUCACAGUUUUCUGUUUUAGGGGAUUUUAUUUGGGCAUUUCAAUGUUAUGCUGCUGUAUACUUCUAUUCUACAUUUGUUUUUUUCAGAUUAAAAUUCAACCACAA
Eleginops maclovinus (Patagonian blennie) is the source of this 1812-nucleotide messenger RNA. Its product is annotated as cornifelin homolog B-like. The transcript has 4 exons. Lineage: Eukaryota; Metazoa; Chordata; Actinopteri; Perciformes; Eleginopidae. The record is from RefSeq and is a predicted model, not a curated record. The coding region runs from base 935 to 1393 and encodes 152 amino acids.